AUGGGGCUAUGUCACAGCACGGAACAGCUAGGGGUCCCCGGGCGCAGUUGCGGCGGCGGGGGCGGCAGCAGCGCCGUUGGACCCGAGCUGCCGACACGGCGACAGCGCCGCCGCACUGGCAGGGACCCGGCAGCCGCCGACGGCGCCGCGGCCGCCACCAGGGUGCUCUGCUGUUCGCGGUUCCUAGCGCCGCGCACCGCCUCGAAGGGGCAGAGCGUGGCGGCGUUUGUCGAGCUCCUUGACCUCUCAGAGGCACCCACCACCCCUGAGGUGGACAACAUCCUGUCCCUCGCCACCGGGAUCUUCGGCGCCCACACGGCCGUGCUCGCCCUCUUCAAUGACAAGCGGGUGCGACGGGCGGGUGACGGGCGCUUGGGGACGGCCGUCGCCGCGAGGGCGGCGCCAGCGUUGCCGU
Monoraphidium neglectum is the source of this 415-nucleotide messenger RNA. RefSeq lists its product as hypothetical. The annotation marks the transcript as partial. The record is from RefSeq and is a predicted model, not a curated record. Lineage: Eukaryota; Viridiplantae; Chlorophyta; Chlorophyceae; Sphaeropleales; Selenastraceae. The transcript has a single exon.